Messenger RNA from Camelina sativa (false flax), 320 nucleotides. Lineage: Eukaryota; Viridiplantae; Streptophyta; Magnoliopsida; Brassicales; Brassicaceae. The record is from RefSeq and is a predicted model, not a curated record.
AAUGUUGGCUCUAUGCAUAACAGUAGCAGUAAUGUUUCUUGGUGUGAGAUCAGAUCUGAAUCAGGACAUAAAGGGAUGUCAGGAUGCCAUGUCUGAUCUCUACUCUUGUCUUCCUUAUGUCAGUAACAAAGCUAAAGCUCCAGACUCAACAUGUUGCAGCAAACUCAAGGUAAACAUAGACAAAGGGCAGACCAAGAGAUGUCUUUGUACUCUUGUCAAAGACAGAGAUGAUCCUGGUUUAGGGUUCAAAGUUGAUGCCAAUCGUGCAAUGAGCCUCCCUUCGGCUUGCCACGUCCCUGCAAAUAUCUCAAAAUGCCCAG